AUGAGCAUCACUUGGGCAACCCCGGCCCCAAUCCCAUCCAUCGAGACAGCGACCCAGUCGCAGUCGCCGUCGCCAUGGCCCCCCUCACCCACACCUGGUCCUAUGGGCCGCGCCCAAUUCUCGCCGGCAUCCUUGUCUAUGGCGGCUGAGGACUAUGCGACCGCAGCCCUCGCUGUCUCCAAUUCCCAGCUCCCAAAACUCCCUCGAGCCCGGCCCCUUGCCCAGCCACAUCUCACUGACAAGGAGAAGCUGACGGUUAUCCGAAUUGCUCUUGGCCACAAAGAGCUUUUUGGCAAGGCCACCAACACAGCUUUCUGGAACGUUGUUGCUAGAGCGUUUAUGUUUGUGUCUCAGAAGACACACACAACGCUCUGGCAGGUGGUCAAGGUCCUCAUGAUCAAGCGGAAGGAAUACCUCCUAAACCACAGUAGCGGCGAGCAAGACAAGACAGACUCUAUGUCUGAUGCCAUUGACGAAUGGAUCCAGGUCCAAGACGAACGGACGAGAAGAGACGCUGACCGAAAGGCCGCCCAGGGCGCCGCUGAAGCCGAGACUGAGCAAUCGCAGGCAUGGCGAGAGUCCAGGUUCCAGACCUGGACCAAAAAAGAUGCCCUUGCCGAUGGGCAGGCGCCAUCGCCCAGACUGGCAGACGGGUAG
This is a messenger RNA of Pseudogymnoascus destructans, 657 nucleotides long. RefSeq lists its product as uncharacterized. NCBI's taxonomy places the organism in Eukaryota, Fungi, Ascomycota, Leotiomycetes, Thelebolales, Thelebolaceae. The transcript has a single exon. The record is from RefSeq and is a predicted model, not a curated record. The coding region runs from base 1 to 657 and encodes 218 amino acids.